AUCAAAAUGGUUAAUGGAGAGGGAAGCGGGAUCCAGACCCGAUGUGGAGUGGUAUAAAUAUGCGAAGCUAAUCGGGCUUUUAGGGUUUCAUCAGACGGCAGUAUCCAUCUUUCUUAGUUUUCUUCUACUCAUCUCUGACGCCAUGACUGCUCAGACCAAGGAAGAGCUUCUCGCCGCUGCUCUUGAAGAGCAAAAGAUUAAUGCUGAUGAACCUGUAAUUGAGGAUGAUGAUGAUGAUGAGGAUGAUGAUGAGGAUGAUGACAAGGAUGAGGAUGAUGCUGAAGGACAUGGAGAGGCCAGUGGUAGGUCCAAGCAAAGCAGAAGUGAGAAAAAGAGUCGUAAAGCAAUGUUGAAGCUUGGAAUGAAGCCUAUUCCUGGUGUGAGCCGUGUCACAGUCAAGAAGAGCAAAAAUAUUCUUUUUGUCAUUUCGAAACCAGAUGUCUUCAAGAGUCCCACCUCAGACACCUACAUUGUUUUCGGGGAAGCAAAGAUUGAAGAUUUGAGCUCCCAGCUACAGACUCAGGCUGCAGAGCAGUUCAAGGCUCCUAAUUUGAGUAAUUUGACAUCAAAGCCUGAGCCAUCAACCGUAGCUCAAGAUGACGAAGUUGUUGAUGAGACCGGGGUUGAACCCAAGGACAUUGAACUGGUGAUGACUCAAGCUGGGGUAUCUAGACCAAGAGCCGUGAAAGCACUCAAAGCUGCGGAUGGCGAUAUCGUGUCUGCCAUUAUGGAACUCACUAAUUAAUAAGAGCUGAGCUGUCUUUUAUGUGGAGUGUUGAAAUUUUCUUUUUCCUUCUUUUCUUCCCAUCUGUUUCACCUGCAGAAUUUGAAAGUUGAGAGAUUUUAAUGUUAUGUAAACUUAGUUUUUAUAUCACCCUGCGUUGAUUAUUGGUCA
Messenger RNA from Cucumis melo (muskmelon), 895 nucleotides. Its product is annotated as nascent polypeptide-associated complex subunit alpha-like protein 1. Gene Ontology annotation, cellular component: nascent polypeptide-associated complex; cytoplasm. Gene Ontology annotation, biological process: protein targeting to membrane. The record is from RefSeq and is a predicted model, not a curated record. Bases 14 to 745 code for a protein of 243 amino acids. The transcript is spliced from 4 exons. Lineage: Eukaryota; Viridiplantae; Streptophyta; Magnoliopsida; Cucurbitales; Cucurbitaceae.